Messenger RNA from Adineta steineri, 520 nucleotides. NCBI's taxonomy places the organism in Eukaryota, Metazoa, Rotifera, Eurotatoria, Adinetida, Adinetidae. The record is from the annotation of a GenBank genome assembly.
ACCACUUCCAGAUGAAGUUGUUCAAGCAUUGGAUGAAGCAUGGAGUAUGACUCGUACUAUUGCAAAAACAACAAAAUUAAUUCUUCGUUGUCAUCAUUUAUUAUUUGAACAAAUUCUUGAAUUACUUUCUCAUACAAUAGAUGUUCAAACGUUAGAAUUUGAUUCUUUAUUACUUAAUAGAACCAAUUCUCUUUCAUUUCAACAAAAUCAACAAUUUCCAUUUAUAUCAAAUAGAAAUAAAAUUGAAAAUGUAACAAUUAUAAAAGGAAUAACAUUAGAUAAAAUUCAAUUAUGUAUUCUUCUUUUUUCUCAAAUGAAACCUUUAACAAUUAAUUUACAUAAAAUUCAGUUAGAAUCAAUUCUUCAAUUUAUUUUAUUAGAAUCAAAUUUAUCAUUAUUAUGUCUUUCAAAACAACGUAAAGAUUUCUUCGAAUCAGUGAAAACUUUAAUUGAUUCAAAAGAACUUAUCCGUAAUUAUACUAUAAAACAUGUUAAUCGAAAAGUUUAUUUAUGGUGGUAA